Electrophorus electricus (electric eel) is the source of this 1758-nucleotide messenger RNA. RefSeq names its product fumarate hydratase (gene fh). Gene Ontology annotation, biological process: fumarate metabolic process; tricarboxylic acid cycle; malate metabolic process. NCBI's taxonomy places the organism in Eukaryota, Metazoa, Chordata, Actinopteri, Gymnotiformes, Gymnotidae. Gene Ontology annotation, molecular function: fumarate hydratase activity. Gene Ontology annotation, cellular component: mitochondrion. The record is from RefSeq and is a predicted model, not a curated record.
GCGCUGGUGCGACCGAGCAGACGCCAUGUACCGACGCCUCGCGCGCCUGAGCAGCGACCUCGCGGCUGUGCAGCGCGGCGUUUCCAGCAGACAGCGCGCGACGUCCGGCGCCCCGCGUGCCUCCCGCAGCAUGGCUACCGCAGAGUCCUACAGGAUCGAGAGAGACACCUUUGGAGAGCUCAAAGUGCCGAGCGAUAAAUACUACGGAGCCCAAACUGUCCGGUCCACCAUGAACUUUAAAAUCGGAGGUGUACCUGAGAGGAUGCCAAUCCAAGUGAUAAAGGCGUUCGGCGUUCUGAAGAGGGCCGCAGCUGAGGUGAAUAAGGAGUUCGGCCUUGAGACCAGGAUUGCGGAUGCCAUCGUCCAGGCUGCAGAUGAGGUGGUUGCUGGGAAACUGGAUGACCAUUUCCCCCUCGUGGUGUGGCAGACGGGCUCCGGAACGCAGACCAACAUGAACGUCAACGAGGUCAUCAGUAACCGGGCCAUCGAGCUUCUCGGGGGCACACUGGGUAGCAAGGACCCCGUCCAUCCCAAUGACCACGUCAACAAGAGUCAGAGCUCCAACGACACCUUCCCUACCGCCAUGCACAUCGCUGCCGCUACAGAGGUGCACAAAGUCCUGUUGCCAGGCCUACAGACCCUGCACGACGCGUUAGCCGGCAAAGCCGAACUCUUUAAGGACAUCAUCAAAAUCGGCCGCACACACGCGCAGGACGCGGUACCCCUCACCCUCGGACAGGAGUUUGGAGGAUAUGUGCAGCAGGUGAAGUACAGUAUGGAGCGUGUGAGGGGUGCUAUGCCCAGGGUGUACCAGCUGGCAGCAGGCGGUACAGCAGUGGGCACCGGCCUCAACACACGCAUUGGGUUUGCAGAGAAAGUGGCUGACAGGGUUUCAGCGCUCACUGGCCUACCCUUCGUGACGGCGCCCAAUAAGUUCGAGGCUCUGGCGGCCCAUGAUGCCUUGGUGGAGCUGAGUGGCGCUCUGAACACCGUGGCCGUCAGCCUGAUGAAGAUCGCCAACGACAUCCGUUUCCUGGGCUCUGGGCCGCGCUCUGGCCUAGGGGAACUCAUCCUACCUGAGAACGAGCCCGGUUCCAGUAUCAUGCCUGGUAAAGUGAACCCCACGCAGUGUGAAGCUAUUACCAUGGUAGCCGCUCAGGUGAUGGGGAACCAUGUGGCUGUGACCGUGGGUGGCAGUAACGGACACUUCGAGCUGAACGUCUUCAAGCCGAUGAUCAUUAAAAACGUGCUAAACUCUGCCCGGUUGCUAGGCGACGCCUCAGUUUCCUUCACCGAAAACUGCGUGGUGGGAAUUGAAGCAAACCAAGAACGGAUCGCCAAGCUGAUGAACGAGUCCUUGAUGCUCGUCACUGCGCUUAACCCCCACAUAGGUUACGACAAAGCUGCCACCAUUGCCAAAACUGCACACAAACAGGGUUUGACGUUAAAAGCAGCUGCUAUCAAACUGGGCUACCUGACCGAAGAACAGUUUGAGCAGUGGGUCCAGCCCCAGGACAUGCUCGGCCCCAAGUAAAACAUUUUCAACUGAAGCAAAAGUGAUUUCUUUGUUUGUAAAAUAAUACCAUUUUAUGUUGAAAAACGCCGUUUCUUUAAAAAAAAAAGACUGCGGCAGAAUUUCUUGGCUCAUGUGACCUUCAGUGAGCUCCGUGUGUGAGUUCCUCAGGUGUCUUAUGCUCAGACUAAAGACUCUGCCAUAUUGAUGUGACUCUUCAAUCCAUUAAACUCCCUAAAACAAUC